Molecule: messenger RNA, 5912 nt
Organism: Aplysia californica (California sea hare)
Lineage: Eukaryota; Metazoa; Mollusca; Gastropoda; Aplysiida; Aplysiidae
Product: jupiter microtubule associated homolog 1
Exons: 4
Coding region: 109-621 (170 amino acids)
Cellular component (GO): nucleus
Source: RefSeq, a predicted model, not a curated record
AGUUCUCCAAGUCGCAGUUACUUCCCGUCUUGCACCGAAUGUUCCGUGAAUCACUAGACAACGACGAUCUGCCCCAAAGCUCGCACUAGUGAACAUCAUUUAUUCAAGAUGACGACUACUUCUACUUUCCAGGGUAUGGACACAGAUUCCAGAAAUUCUUCAAGAGUCCUGAAUCCCCCCGGUGGUGCAUCCAGCAACAUUUUUGGAGGUAACACAGAGGACACGCCCCCUCAGAAGAAACAACAGCUGAGAAAUGCUGACAAUGUGAAUCGUGGGUCAAACGAUAUCUUCAACCAGGGCCCAGUGGGAGGAUCGGCUGCACAAGACAAGGGACGCAACCAAAGAGGGGCAUACAACCCAAUCACAGGACAGCCCUAUGACACCCCCAAACCUCAGGCUGCGGCUCAACCUGCUGUUUCUCAGCCGGAGCCAAAGCAGUCGGAGGUGAAGGUUGCUGAAGCGUCUGGGUCAGAGGCUGCCAAGAGUGUGGAGGCCAGCCCACCCCCAGCAAACGAUCCCAAGCCCUCGGCCGCGCAACCAGCGCCGGCAGUUGUGUCGCAGGAACACACGUCAACACGCGUGUCUCAGCCCCCCGGCGGCCGCUCCACCAAGCUGUGGUGAUGUACCCACCAGCCCUGACUCCCUCAGACCACAGCUCCCUGCCUCUACACCAAUGUCUUUAUUGCUCGGUAUAGAACUGUGGUCCACAUUGCAGGAAAUGUUUAGCUUUGUCAGGGGGUGAGAGAUUUAUCAAUGUUAUGUGGGCUGAGAAUUGCACUGUCGGUUGUCAAUUUAUCUAUAGUUCUAUGGGCUGAGAGUUGUGAAUUUUGAAUAUUUUAUGGGAUCUUUGAGCUUAUGCUAUAGAUGCUUUUCCUUCCUCAAGAAUUAAAGAUAAAACCAGUUUGUUUGUUGAAAACCCUAACUUGUUUACAUCGAGGACCAUUUGAGUUUUGGUGGUUUUGUUAUUUUUAAAAAUUUCUUUUGACCUGCUUGUAGUUCCUUGUCCUUGCCAUUCAAUCAAAACAUUCUUGCAUUGUUUUUGUUUAUUUACCCCCACUUGUUAUAAGCUGUCGUAGCAUUCACAUGUGUAUAUAGGACCAGGUUUCAGUAUCUGACACAUUGUGACAUUGCUAAAAAAUAGUUUUUGUUUGGCAAAUUGCACUGCCUGUGAAUAUCCAUGAACAUAUUAUCCUGUACCCUGUAACACUGGUUGUGGAUAAAUACCCAUCAAAAAUAGUUUAUGAGAGCUUCAUGUGUCCCUUUAGCUUUCCCACCAAUAUCAGUGUAUAGGCAAUCGAUAUAAAUCUGUGAUCUGGAUUAUUUGUAUUUUACAGUGAGGUGAGCACAACAUUUUCUUUUUUCUGUCACUUUUCUUUGAUUGAUGUGUCUCCCUUUGAUGUAGAUGGCGUUGAUACUCAGGUACAGCACAGAAAAAUGGAACAGUGUAUGAAAUGAAAAUCUUUCUACAAAACUGCAAGAUUUGAAUUUUUUGUGUUUACGUAAUGUGUGUGAAUCAACUACAGCAGUAGCUAGCUAUAGUUUUGAGAGUGAUGUAAUCUUGAGAAAUCUGUGUGAUGUUUUCUGUAGUGUUUGCUGAUUUUGUUGAUCAGUUAUGUCACACACGGUGUUGGUGUGAACUGUUCCGUGACCUUUUUUUAAUAUUUGCACUGUAUUGAGGGGGAAGAGAUGUCAGAGGGGUGUGGCAAAAGAAAUGGAGGAAUUUUUGUUUCAUUUUGUGUGAGAAUGGGUUAUGCUUCAUAUAUGGAAAUGAUGGGCAGAAGAAACAUGACGCUCACACUUUUUUGUCUUGUGAUAAGUGCUCACAGAAAAUUUUUCAUAUACAUAAGAUGUACUGGGAACAUACAACAUGUUAUACAGUGUUUGAGCUCACCAUUUUGGAAGACUACUGGGCUUAACCAUCAUGGUGAAUUUUUACACUGUUAAUGACCAUUUAGUAGACAUCAUGUCGAUCAUUGAGAAGAGUGCAUACUAGUAUUGUAGAAACAGCAAUAGAACAAAUAUGAAAGUUUUUUUGUUUUUUUUUCCUAUAUCGUCACAUAAUGGUGAGAAUUACAUCAAGGGGAAAUUCUGUCAAGACCAAAGAGUUAUCAACUGUUGUCAAAUUGUUGAAUGUGAACAUCACCUCAUGUCUUCCAGCCUCGUUGAGAUUAUUUUUUUGUCUUCUCCGUAGUUCUCAUUUCACUUUCUGUAGAUACAGUGUCAUUGCCAUGGCAAUGCUGCCUUCAACAUGUCUGAGUAGAUGGUUGAAAGAGGCCAUGGCUUGUGUUGUAUACUACAGUAAACACUGUCAUAGAAGUCUCCAGUGCCUUAGCUAGGAGACACCCAUGUGUGAUUGUGUAGAAGUGAGCUAACCGUUGUCGCCUCUCUAGUGGUGUGAAGAAGCGUGUAGAGUCUGCAGGACAUUAGUGACAGUUUCUCAUCAUGAUAUAGAUCCACAUGUGUCGACCAUUUUUUGCACCACAUCGUUUGUAAGAUGAAGACGAAAUUAAUUGUUGGUAUGUGAAGUAUGUCGGGUAGUUUACUUAAUUUUAGCAGCUCCCAGCAUAAAUUUUUGCGGGAAUCGGAACAAAUCAAAAUAGAACAAACUCCCAUCUUUUUGUUGUAACUGAUAUUGGUCUGCUAUGUGUGUAUGUGUCCAAGGAUGACCCAGAGAAAAUUACAGAAAUGAGAAGUGGUUCGGGGGUGCUUUGGUAUGUUGUGCUCCUUUCCAAUCGAACGUCUACUGUCCCUGUCUCUCCUCCUUCUUUGCGUUGUACUCUCCAGUAACACCUCUAGUCUUCGGCACUUAUAAAUUACCUAUUUGUGUUGCAAUUGCAAGUGUUUGGACGUGUGUCCCUUGCAGUGGAUGGUUGGAGGGGGUCACUAGUUAGUCCACCUUCUUUUCUCUCACUGUUAUUUCUGUCUGUGUGUCUCACUUUUUUCCGAACAAGAAAUGACUCUUUUAAUAAUGAUAUGUUUUUCUUUAUUCAAACCACCCUGCUCCAUGUUGUGAGGCAUAUCUCUGUGUCUAGUAGCUAUGGCAGUAUGUCAUCUUCUGUCUGUGUCUGUAUCUGACACCAUGUAGUGUGGCAUAUAUCCCUGUGUGUCUAGCACUUACAAUAUGUCAUCAUCUGUUCUUUGUCUGUUUCUAACACAACAUAGUGCAGCCCGAGCAGUCUGUCGCUAUCCGUCCUCAGUUUGUGUCUAUAUCUGACGAUCACAUACUAGAAUCUUACAGGGUUUCUUCUUUUUGUUUUUAACACUUUUAAAUGUAGUGUAGCCCAACGUUUUGCUUUAGUCUUGACUUGGCAUUGCUUUGGACUUGUUGUGCCCUGGUGACAUACCUGUUCAUAUGUCAUUUUUUGAAUUUCGUUCUGCACUGUUAUAACUCUAGCCUUUUCACUCUGAUGGUCAGUCAGUUUUGUGUCCCAUUCUAAGUUUAGCAUUCUCAGUCCCUCAUGUUUUAUUUGCUUUGUUAUGUGCACCUUACAGGUUGUGGUUUCUUGUAUAGCUGGCUGACCUCUGAACCCUCUCUCGUGUAGUGAUAGAAAUAACAGGACUACUCAUUUCCUGUCCAUUUCCUUUGUAUUUGUCAAGGUGUUUGUGUCUAAAAAAAUAGAGUGCUGUAGGCCUACCUCCUCUUAUCAGGAAUACAGUAAGGACUGAAAAGACUGCUAUUAUUGGAGCCUGUGGGGAAUAGUAGAUUUGUAUUUCUAGGCUCACUAGUUUUGUAAAAAUUUGUUUGUAUCAUUUAAUUUGUUUUUGUUUCUUUAUUGGGGGGUGUCAACUAACAUUAUUUGUUUACUAAAAUCUGUACUUAUUUUGUACAGGAAUUUGUGACCAAUAGAUUGGUUCUGAAAACCAAAAGCAUUAUGUUAUAAAAGCAUUCCGAUACACUUUUUUCCCUAUGUUAUGGGCUUCAUUUGGUUCCUUUUCCCACCAUUGCUAGUCUUCAUUUCAGUACAGUAAAUAAGAACAAGCUUGCUUAGCCCUUUUUCCUCGUUCAGAUCUUUUUAUAGCUGGGAUUUCCUUUGCUCACCUUUGUUUUGCUAGUCUGUUUUCGGUCAUGUGUGUCCUAGUUUUAAGUUUCAAACUUCCUUUGUUGACUUUCCCAGGCUGCAGUUAGCUACACUGGCUAAGUAUCUAUUCUAGUAAACUGGAAAUUUGAUCUUAAGGAUACUGUUUAUCUUUUUGUUGUGGGUGUGGUAAAUGGGACUAUGGUUACGACGUAGCAGUCUUGUUUCUUCACGAGCACAUGUUAUAUUGUAUUUGAUACAUUAUUGGGAAGGUUGAUUGUGUGUAAUUGUGACUCAAGCUCUCUUACUCUUACUGUUGUGUUGUUCUGUUGCUUCGUGUACUAUAUCGUUCUUGACACUGCAUGCUUCAGCAAUGUUUUGUAUAUUAUAUAGACACUGCAUGCUUCAGCAAUGUUUUGUAUAUUAUAUAGACACUGCAUGCUUCAGCAAUGUUUUGUGUAUUAUAUAGACACUGCAUGCUUCAGCAAUGUUUUGUAUGUAUAUUAUAUUUAGACCUAUAGCUACUGCUCCACGACACGUUUAUUUCAAGAGCUUUUGAUUUUUCCUUCCAAACUGUUUUAUGUUGGCUUGGUAAGGACUUGGGUCAAAAGAUAUUUCCUUUCCCGUGAUCACAACAGUGUCAUUAGAAUAGGUCAGUGUAGUUUGAUGAUCGAGUAGUGGGUACUGUUACUAUCAAUGCAGUUUGACCUCACAGUUCUUGUUGACUGCUAUGCCAUAGAUAUCUCUCUCUAUGCAUCUCUUCCUCUGCUGUAUUCUUCUCUGCCGUUCAUAAUAUAUUUUGUCUCCUGAAACAAUACAACUACUUUGUAAGUUUGGGCACUUUUUAUCCAGAUAAAAGGGUUAAGGUAUAGUUUAUCUGUUAGAUCUUUAUUUUGUUACCGUGUUUCACAACCUUCGCUGCAGUCUUCACCAAUAGGUUGUUUGCUCUUGUUCUGUUUUGACUCAGCAAUACUUUUUUCUAUUGCUGUUUUGCUAGUUUUCUAGCAUGUUGUCAGUUCUGCUUCUCUGCGUUUGUUUAUGUUUGCUAGAGAUAUGUUAGUGUUGUUUGAUUUGUUAUUCUCAUGUUUGCUGGCGAUGUUGUAUCUACCAGUCUUGCUUUUUAUUAGCUCUUAAUAACUGUAAUAGUGUGGACGUACUGCUCUUUAUUCACUGUUAUUGUGUGUAUAAACUUCACUUUACUGAAACUUUGUGCUCAAUGUAAGACAUGCUGGCUUCCUCUGUGGGCCUGGUGCUGUGAAGGAGUUAUUUUAUCCCCAACAAGAUUUGAGAACUUUUUUCGUAAUGCCAUCCUGUCACUUUGCUAACAUUUUUUAAAAGAAGCUUUGUGCUUCUUUGUUUUCAACAUGGAACAACAACCUGAGAACAAGACCUGAAGUUGCUGGUUCAGGAUUUUGAACAUCGAAGGUUAUGAAAGUUACUUUUGCCUGUGUCGUGUGUCUAUGAGCUUUCUUAUCCAGGAGACUGCUAGUUCUGUGAUGUGCUCACCGAGUUGAUUUACUGAUGUGAGGUGACCAAACAAACCUUUCUGUCACAUUCUCUUCUUGAGUACUGUUUGAGACUAAAAGUAAAAGUUUUAUUUGUUUUGUUUUUUUCAACAUUUUGAUUCAUGACAAUUAAGGUUUCCCGGUCUUCUGUCAUUGAUUGAAAUUGUUCACCGACUGCUUUUUGAUUUACCAUGGCUUGUUUUGUCACGCUGUGUCAAGCCUUGAUGACAUUUCCUCACACAGUACGAUACUGCCUGCAGUGCAGCACAAAAUCUAGGACCUUCGUUGCAGCUCUAGAUACUUCCUAGUCUCUCUUAUUUGACGAUAUAAAGAAACUUUUAUUUAUUUUUUUACUGUAACUAAUGCUUUGUCUAAUAAAAUUCUGCUGCUU